CGAAGAGUUCGCAUGGAUGUAACAGAAAAUCUUGGCCUGGCGCAGGAAAUUUUGAGAAACGUUAUGUCAAAGUGUCAAAUGGGAUAUUCUGUUGAUUUACCUUGUGGAACACAGAUCAAUCCAGAUGACAUCCUUCAUCCGACGCCACGUCGACAAUCAUUUGUUGUCAUAGAUUGUCCAUCAAAACAUGUCCUGAACAAAUUAUCUUCUUUAAUGUCACGUGAUUUCUUCUCAAGUGACUUGCACAUUCACGUGGACACAGUAAUUCACAUGACCGGAAAAAAGAUAUAGCAAAUUCUAUGGAAUACAAAUCUUGGAUGACAACGUUUGACCCAGAAACGAAACAUCUUAUGAUGAAUGAGCACGUGAUUGAAAGACCAGCUUUCACCGUCUUUGAUGAAGUUUAUGAUAGGUUAAAUAAACUUCACGUGAACAUUUUCCCGCCGCUGUACUAUUCAUUGUUUAUGGAUAAAAUUCACUCUGGUUUUAAAGAUUUUCCUAAGGGUUCUGUCCAUUUUGCUGCUCCGACUUUGAGGUAUAAUUUUCGGCCAAUAGCCUUUGAAGGCUUUGAACAAAACUUGGUGGCUGUAAAAGCUGUAAAUGAAAAGGAAUCGUCGGCAAAUGGAAGUCGUUCAAAUGUGUUCGCAAGCUCUACGUUGAGCAACGAUUUUCAGGUUGUUUUCCUUGGAACUGGUUCACGUAUUUCAUCAAAUCUUCGCAACACUAGCGGGAUUUUGUUGAAUUUGAGUGAUGAAACGUCCAUUUUAAUGGACUGUGGCGAAGGGACGUUGAGACAGAUGUUUUAUCAUUACGGAGACGAUGUGAACACGAUGCUAAUGCGAAUCCGUACCGUGUUUAUCUCCCAUAUGCAUAUUGACCAUCAUUUGGUUCUUGUCAAUAUUUUACGAUAUCGUUAGAAGAUUAUGGGUGAUUCAAGUUUCGUAAGAAUUAUUGGUCCAGAAACUUUGGAUUUAUACUUAAGAUAUUUCGAAAUGCUGUGUGGUGAAACUUUCAACUUCAGGUUCACUCAGUUUUGGUGGGUGAAAAGAGGAUUGGGGAAGAAAGAUGGCAAACAAUUUAGUCGCUCUUUGGGAUUUUCUUCUAUUUCUGUUGUCCCUACGAAACAUAGUGAUUACUCUCAUGGUUUGAUACUUGAACGCAAUGGAUGGAAAAUUGUUUAUUCUGCUGACACAAGACCUUGUAAACAGUUAAUUGAUGCCGGUGAAAAUGCGACAUUACUCAUUCACGAGGCAACAUUCGAUGAUAAGCUGCUUUACAGAGCGAAAGAAACUGCCCAUUGUACCGUAUCUGAAGCAAUCAAAUGUAGUGAACUGAUGAAAGCCGAGUACACGAUUUUAACACACAUCAGCAAUCGACAUAUUUUCCCCUGUAAAUCUUCAAGACUGCCUCAUCACGUGAGCUUCGCUUUUGAUCACAUGACGGUGGAGCAAAAAGAUCUUAGAAAUAUUCGUGGAAUAAUGGCAAAUGUUGAGAGAACCGUUGUAUACCAAUGGAAGAAAAAAAGAAAACAGAAGCAAGCUGUUAAAUCAAAAGUUUCUCCCACUGUGGUGAAUUCUUAAAAUGUCCAUUCACCAACGCAGACAUCAACUUGAUAUUUAGUAAAAUACUGUUCUGCUAGAAAAUGCCCGACUAAAUAUUUAGACUGGCCUAGCUACUUAACCGAACGAAUGAAUUCUUUGCCUUCAAACUUACAGGCUUGCAAGUAAUUUUUGAAUUGAAAUUACCCAACAUUUAGUUUUAUAUAGCUAAUCAUUGCACUCCAGAAAGAUUUUUUACAUUGUGUAGACUCAAGGUGUGUCAAAGGGGGUAAUUUUUAUACUUUCUAUUGACAGAUGGAUAGGCCGACCCCGACAACUGAAGCAGAUUUUUGCGUGGGGGUUACGAAAAGCAUGAACGAAACAUUAAAACUAUACUUACAAAAU
Xenia sp. Carnegie-2017 is the source of this 1943-nucleotide messenger RNA. Its product is annotated as ribonuclease Z, mitochondrial-like. Gene Ontology annotation, biological process: mitochondrial tRNA 3'-end processing. The transcript is spliced from 10 exons. Gene Ontology annotation, cellular component: mitochondrion. NCBI's taxonomy places the organism in Eukaryota, Metazoa, Cnidaria, Anthozoa, Malacalcyonacea, Xeniidae. The record is from RefSeq and is a predicted model, not a curated record. The coding region runs from base 924 to 1580 and encodes 218 amino acids. Gene Ontology annotation, molecular function: 3'-tRNA processing endoribonuclease activity.